Messenger RNA from Temnothorax curvispinosus, 1762 nucleotides. RefSeq lists its product as uncharacterized. The record is from RefSeq and is a predicted model, not a curated record. Bases 524 to 1762 code for a protein of 412 amino acids. NCBI's taxonomy places the organism in Eukaryota, Metazoa, Arthropoda, Insecta, Hymenoptera, Formicidae. The transcript has 8 exons.
CCCACCGCGAGACGACUCAUUGCCAUAACGGCUGCUUUAACGGCAACUUUUGCUCGCUUCUCGCCGUGGAGUAAUAAUAAACACGUCAAGUGACAACGUGCGCGAGUGAGAAGAAAACGUUUCGACUCGUCCGGCCAAAAGAAGGCGAGAGAAUCGGGAGUCUGCGAGGGAAGGAGCGUCGUCCGGUAGAUCCGCGGCCAGGCGGGCCUGCGAAUUCUUCCUCACGUGAUUCAAGGCCGUCUAAAGGCGUCCGCAGGCAUCACGAGUGCGUGUGUACGUGCGUACGACGCGAGACGACGCCGAAAAAGCUGUCAGCGUCGCCGAGACUUUCCAUCCCGGAAUAUCGAAGAGAUCGGGGGGACUCGUUGGGCUGUCCCGUCGAGCGACGACGACAUCCGCCAAAACCCGAUACACCGAAGAUCUGAGUCUGGCGACGAGGGGAGAACCGUGCCAAGUUCUGGUGGUAUCGCGCACUUUUUUACGCUUUGUUUUAAAUCUGUGACGUUAUCCUGGAUCUGAAGUAAUGAUGGAUCUAAAAAUGUUAACUGUAGAAGACAUAUUAAAAAAUAUGGAGAUGUCGCAUCUCGAAUCUCAUUUCUCAAACAAUGGUGUGGACUUGAAUACAUUUUUGAACUUAACUCCAAGUCAAAUUCCUGUGCUAUUUCCCACUCCAUCUUUUACUAUAGGAGAUCAAUUGAAGUUUAUGAACAAGUACACUUCUUUUAUGGUUUCAAAUAAACUUAACAUUAACUCAGCAUUUUUGGAAUCGUUUUCCUGCACACCAUCAUUAACGUCUUCAUCCUCGUCAUUGCCAACUGUUAACAGGAUUCCUUUAAAUUCAUCUCCUAUCACUGACGAGAUACUUGAUACUAACACAUCAGAUCAAUAUUUGGAUACAUCGGAUAUAUCUCUGUUAUCGGCAGACAUAUUAAAAGAAUCACAAGAACUUUCACGACCAUCAUCAUCUCAGUCAGUGAUAUAUAUAUUAGAAGAAUCACAAAAACCUUCAGAACCAUCAACAUCUCAGUCAUCAGCACAUAGAAAAGAAUUACAAGAACCUUUGCGAUCAUCAAAUUUAGUAAAACCAUUACUUGAUAAUUCCCAACUGGGAAGUAAACGGCGAAAUAAUAUAAGGGCUUUAGUUGAAGUAGAAGAAAUAGAUCUGGAUAAGUUAUUGAAAUCAGAUACCAAGGCUAAUGGUGUACUUAUUGGAUACUCAAAAUCAGGCACACUGAAUGAAAAUGAUCGUAAAAUUAUAGUAGAAACUGUUAUCAAGUGGCUGCUUCAAAUAACUGAGUUUCCACAGCAUCAGCAUUACGAAAUAAUUGCCAAUAAGAUUUGUGAACAAUUUCCCACAGAAGAGAUAUCAAUUUACUAUAUACCUCCAAAAACAGAAGGAGAAAGUCAAUUGUUAGCUAAAGGUAAAUUGCCUAUAAAAGUAAAGAAUGCUAAAUCCUGGCUGCGUAAGAAGGGAGCAAUUUUAUCCUCGAAAGAAAAAAGAAACAUACAAAAUACAGAUGAUUUGGUUCCUAUUGAUGAUAUUUUAUUGGAUGAAACAAUAGCCGCGCAAGAAUGGCUUAAACGAAACAGAGAGCCAUUUGAAGAUGUUGUAGUAAAUUGGAAAAUAUGCCAAAAAGCUCGUCUACAAAAUCUUAUAAGUAAUAAAAAAAUUUUAACUCAAGAGUACAUUGAUCAAUGGAAUAACAUAUUACAACAACCACAAGCUUAUAAACUGGUAUGUUUUUGUGAAUCUUAUAUAUGA